This is a messenger RNA of Radiomyces spectabilis, 1013 nucleotides long. RefSeq lists its product as uncharacterized. NCBI's taxonomy places the organism in Eukaryota, Fungi, Mucoromycota, Mucoromycetes, Mucorales, Radiomycetaceae. The record is from RefSeq and is a predicted model, not a curated record. Bases 192 to 710 code for a protein of 172 amino acids. The transcript has a single exon.
UACCUGCAACAAAAGAAGGAAUCAUCUUUAAAUCACUGCUACGCGGUACGGUUUCUCUUUGUUCUUUGACGGCAAGUCCUGCUUUCAAUUCUUGGUCGUAACCACGGAUGAGGGUUUCCAAGUGCUGGUUGGUGACGCGAAACAUAUCUUGCAGCCUCUCGAGAGCAGCCUGUUGCUGAGGUGAACCGUGCAUGAGAGAAGCAGGUUGGGCCAAAGGAAGUUCGUUGUUUGCAUCGCGCGGAAUAGCCGCAGAAGAAUACGACGAUCGAGUGGACAUUAAAGAAAACUGGAGAAGCGAUCACAGAUUAGAGUUGGACGGUGGAGGGCGGUUUUUUUUUUUUUGGCUUUCAGCUUCAACAAAAGGGUGGGGGGAGGGAAAGGAAAUUUCGCACUCAUCGGAGCUUCCCUAUUUCCACAAUUUGCCUCGCUCAUCCAAAGUCAUUGUCACACUCACGUGCAACGAUCACUUGAGUUUCCAAGAGUGGCAUUUUUCUUUCUUGUUCCGGGUCGGCUCGUCGGACCUAUUCUCAAUCAUCCAAUCACAUCACACGCAUCGUUCAACCAAAAAGAAAAAUGCGGCAUCGUCGGAGUCUCUGCAUUGCAUGUUCCCAAAGGUCGCGGCAAAACUUACUGGACACUUUAAGGCAAGGAACACCAUGACCCAUGCAGUGAAUUCGUGGUUUUUUUUGUGUAUUUGCGCAAGAAAAUAACUGAUUAAAAGAUCAAUUCCCUUUUACAUCGCUUGAUUCUGUCCUCUUUUUUUUUCUUUUUUUUUUUACCAGCUUGUCCUUGAGGCUUUGACCAUCUGCUUGGGAAAAUCAAAAAAAGGCAUGGAUGAAUCCUGUAUUAAAGACUUUAUGCAAUGAACAGAGGUCCAAUCAGUGGCAGAUUAAAAACAAAUAAUGAUAAUAGACAGGGAAAUAGAGUGUGAAUUACAAUUUUUACAUAGAAAGGGCUUGUGGAUCUGAACGCGAGUCUGGGACUUUAAGUAGAGAAGGGGGAGAACAGAACGU